Molecule: messenger RNA, 2393 nt
Organism: Exaiptasia diaphana
Lineage: Eukaryota; Metazoa; Cnidaria; Anthozoa; Actiniaria; Aiptasiidae
Exons: 7
Coding region: 52-1695 (547 amino acids)
Source: RefSeq, a predicted model, not a curated record
UUAAAAUGGAAAUUGUCAAAAGGAACUGGUCUGUUUAGGGUAGAAGGCAUCAUGGAACAAGGUCAAGUGCUUCUUAAUAACAUGACAAAGUCAUAUUACAACAAUACCCGUAUAAUCCACUGCAUCCAAAAAUGUGACGAAAUGUCUACCUGUCACAGCUUUAACUGGUAUAUAGGUCUGGGCCUGUGUCAGCUGAACAACGAAACCCAUUUGUCUUAUCCAGAGGGGUUUGUCCAGAACAAAACUGGGAAUUAUGUGGUUUAUGGCGUUCGUCCUUUGGCAACUUGCAGCAACCAGAUGUGUGAAGGACCAAGAGUUUGUUUGAUGGGGGAAGAUGGAAUUAACUUCCGCUGUAAAGAUAAUUGUACUACGGCAUUGGGAAUGCAAGAUGGUCGUAUUAAGAAUUCUCAGAUUAGCGCCUCGUCGUCAUGGAGCAUGAGUAGCCAUGCACCCCAUUUAGCUCGUUUAAACUUGGCAGGAGGUUGGGUUUCGAAGGUUGUGUAUCCACAACAAUAUCUUCAGAUUGACCUUAUCACUACGCACAUAAUAAGCGAAGUUGCUACACAAGGACGAGAGAUUGCUCUUAAUCUUAAUCAUUGGGUGAAAAAGUAUUACCUCAAAGUUUCCGAAGAUACUCUCGGAUGGGAACCGUAUAAAUACGGGGGCACAUUAAGGGAAUUUAAAGGCAACGUGGACAAGACGUCUGUUGUUUCUCACAAACUUCCAAUUCCAAUCAAAGCAAGGGCCAUUCAAUUUGUAAUUCUGGAGUGGGCAAGUCACAUCUCGAUGAGGGUGGAGCUCUAUGGAUAUGAGAAUGUCAUCGGAAUAUCUUUGAACAUCAUCAGUGUCUGCCUGGGAGCAUUAUUUCAGUUAAUACUAGGGAAAUUGUCAAUGGGAAAUUUAUUUCAAAUGGGAGGCAUCAUGAUACCACCUGGACAAGUGCUUCUAACUAGCGUGACGCAGUCCUAUUACGGUAAUGCCCGUAUGAUAAACUGCAUCGAAAAAUGUGGAGACAUCUCUACAUGUCACAGUAUUAAUUGGUACAGAGAUCUGGGAUUGUGUCAGCUGAACAACGAMACUCAUCUGUCGUAUCCUGAGGGUGUUGUCGCAAACUCAACUGGAGAUUACAUGAUUUACGGCGUUCAUCCAAUGGUAAUUUGCAGCAACAAGGUGUGUACCGAACGAAGMUUUUGCCUAAUGGAGGAAGAUGGUAUGGACUUUAGAUGUAAAGAUAAUUGCAGUUCGGCAUUGGGGAUGGAAGAUGGUCGCAUCAAAGAUUCUCAACUUAGUGCAUCUUCGUAUUACCRCGACAACCUUGGACCACAAAGAGCUCGCUUAUACUCAAAUGUCCCAGAUGGAAGUUGGGCAGCGAGACACUACGUUGCUGGUCAAUACCUUCAGAUCGAUCUCCUUUCUUCUCAUGUCAUCACACAUGUCGCCACACAAGGAAGAGAGUAUCGGUACCAUCAAUGGGUAACUAAGUAUUACCUCAUGUAUAAAUACAGAGGUGUAAUCUGGAAAUCUUACAGAUAUGGUGGCACUGUUAAGGAGUUUGAAGGCAACGUCGACAAGAAAUCCGUUGUUACUCACAAGCUUCCAGCACCAAUCAAAACGGACGCUAUUCGGUUUGUUGCUCUAGAGUGGCAUAGCGGCAUUGCAUUGAGGGUGGAGCUCUAUGGGUGUACUGCUAAUUAAAGGUUAAUUCACUUAUUAGAAGGAACAGAUGGAAAUUGUUUUAGUAGCAAAGUUUGGAUUUAGAAGUAAACUCGUUGAAAAAAGACUUUAAUCUGAUACUGCUGUUAGUAGGAGGUCCAAAUAGCACAUUUCUGUCAAUUACAUGUCGAAUAUUCAUCGGAUGACUUUUAUACCCCGCUAAAUACAUCCAGAACUGAGGCAUUUGCUCCAGUGCGCAUGGGAAAGAAAUGAAGACAUUUCUUUGAUGAAAUUUGAUCUAGUUUUGGUAAUGAUGAAACAACUACUUAAAGUCAUACGUGCAUCCUUCUUGAUUUUGAACAAAUUAGACAUCAUUUACAAAUUAGACAUCAUUUACAAAACAAAAUGAGCGAUCGCAAAGUUUCUUAGGUGCMCCUUUGGUUUUUAAGUGAUAAAAAGAAAUUUUGAUUAAAAAAAAUCCUUAACCUACAUUUUAAUUAAAGAAAAACCCUCUAAUAAACUUUAUCACCUUGAUUCUGUUCUGCUCCUCUUGAUAUUUUCUUGUUUUUCGUGAAUAGUUUGUUUGCGUCAUCCAUCCAAAUGACCACCUAAGGUUCUGUUUGCAUCCAUAUUUUAUUACUUGCAUUUUGGAGCUAAGAAUGUUACAGUAAAUAAUAAAUCAAUCAGAUAGAUAAGGUGGUUAGUAUGUAGCUAAGGAAAAGAAAGAAAAAUCGAUCAGA